Molecule: messenger RNA, 372 nt
Organism: Glycine soja
Lineage: Eukaryota; Viridiplantae; Streptophyta; Magnoliopsida; Fabales; Fabaceae
Source: the annotation of a RefSeq genome assembly
AUGUCGUUUAAAGAGUCGACACCGCUUUGCACAAGAAUCGGUUCUUUGUAUGGAUGGACAGAAGGGCUCAGCCAGACCCGGUUCAAUUCGUUUUUUGCGGGAAUACCAGGUUCAAGUUCAAGGGAAGAGAAAAGAAAGCGUAACUCUUUGUUGUCCUCUUACUCUUUUAGCCUGCCUUGUGGAGGUCUCUCGGGUGUCUACGGCGGAUCCGAUCAGUCUCGUGAAGAAGUCUUUUCCGAUCUUCCACUAAGAAAGGUAUCGUCACGACAACUAAAUUUGCCCGGUAAACUAGUCGGGGCUCCCCAUGGUUUAGUAAUAGGGAGGGGAGAAUGUCUCUUCAUCCGGGGGUUCAUUUCAUUCAUUAUGAACUAA